UUGUCCCCCCGCGCGGCCCGUCGCCCGGCGCCGCGGCGGGAAAUACGACAGACUCCUCCCGGCCGCCGCCUCCUUCAGCCCUCGCGCGCCUGCCUGGGUCGGCCCUGCUGCGAUGGAGGAGGAGGAGGACGGGGCGGCCGAGGAGCAGCAGCGAUUCUCCUACCGACAGAGGCUGAAAGCAGCCGUCCACUACACUGUUGGUUGUCUCUGCGAGGAAGUUGCAUCGGACAGAGAGAUGCCAUUCAGCAAACAAACCAUCGCAGCGAUCUCAGAGCUGACCUUCCGGCAGUGCGAAACUUUUGCCAAAGACCUUGAAAUGUUCGCAAGACAUGCGAAAAGAAGCACAAUUAACACCGAAGAUGUGAAGCUCUUAGCCAGGAGGAGUAAUUCACUGCUAAAAUACAUCACAGAGAAAAACGAAGAGCUCACUCAGUUUAACACAGAACAAAAAGCAAAGAAGAAGAAGCAGCUAGAGAAUGACAACACAAAAUCAGUGGCACCGGCAGAGGCUGAAGCGGCCGGAAAGGACGGUUCUUGACUCUGUCGCCACCGGCAGAAGCAGCCUUGAGCGGGGAGGGCGGCCGGGAGCCCCGCUGCCACAGAGGGGUUUUCGAAGGGAUCAGUAGAGAGUAAAAUAAAAAGGCUAAGAGGCUUGCUGGGC
Ailuropoda melanoleuca (giant panda) is the source of this 661-nucleotide messenger RNA. It is a transcript of the gene CENPS, whose product is annotated as centromere protein S. Gene Ontology annotation, cellular component: Fanconi anaemia nuclear complex; FANCM-MHF complex. The record is from RefSeq and is a predicted model, not a curated record. The coding region runs from base 113 to 538 and encodes 141 amino acids. The transcript has 5 exons. Gene Ontology annotation, molecular function: protein heterodimerization activity; chromatin binding. NCBI's taxonomy places the organism in Eukaryota, Metazoa, Chordata, Mammalia, Carnivora, Ursidae. Gene Ontology annotation, biological process: replication fork processing; resolution of meiotic recombination intermediates.